AUGGGCUCUACCACCCAGAACUCGCCCCUCCUCCAGCUCCCCCCAGAGCUCCGCAACACAAUCUGGGCCCUCGUCGCCGCGCCCCUCCCCGUCGACUUUGAAUUCAACUGCGACGAGCAGCCCGUCCUAGGCCUCAUCAACACCUGCAAGCAAACAGCUCGCGAACUCGCGCCGCACUUGUUUCCCCGCAGCAAAGCGGGCGAGAUACCCUGCCUCACCAUCCGCAUCACGGCGACAUGUCGCAAGGACCAGUGGAUCACCAUCGCCGCGUCGCAUAGCGUGAAGAGCGCGGAUUUCCCGGCGCCGCGGUAUAUUCAUGUUAAUCAUAUGGAUAACCCCGUGUUCGACGAGCUGCGAGACGCGGACAAGAUUGAGAAUGUGUUUGUGGAGUUUCGGGGGCCGUGGUUUCCGGCUGAUGCGCCGUGGUAUUCACCACACCAUGUUCCUAGAAAGACGAGCGGGUUUCGCUUCAUGAUGAUUGACAAGAAUAAUCGAGGAUGCCAAGGUGAACCCAUCCUCGACACCGAAAAGUUCUGGCGCCAGUGGAACGCGCCGUUCCUCUGCCACUGGGCAAAGGCCAACGACGUGGCGCGCCUCCUCGGCUCCCUCAAGGCCAUAGGAACCCUCAACAUCAAGUUCAUAGACUGGGAAAAGAACUACAUGAUGGUCAGGCAGCGUAUUCUACCCAUGUACUGGGACGCCUUCCCCUUCGGAGGGCAGUGGAAGCGCCUCGGCAUCCCAGAGUUGCUCCUCACGCCUUUCAACCGCGGCGAGAACAUCCCGAACCUGGUCGAUGAGCAGCGCGUACUGACGCGGUUCGGAGCCCUGGAUCUCAGCAGGCCGACGCGGGAGGAUGAGCCUCUGGAGUGCGACCCUCAUCCGGAUAGGCCGCUUCGAGGGUCAGCAAUGCGUUUGGAUCGGCUUGCACCUCUAUUCUUUUACCGUGGCGGGCUCUCUUCCGCCACCGAGGCUGGACAUCUGAACGUGAACUUUGGGGAUUUGGAAGACCGAUUCCUGUCGCUGCUGGAAAAGGUGGGGGAGGAGCACUACGAUACGUGGGCAUUGCAGCAGCAUCGAGAGGCGACGCGCCAUACUUCACUCAACAAUUUCUUCCAACGGAUCGCCCACCGGGUGAAUCGUGAUGAUUCAGAUUCACCCGCCAGUCAAUCGUAA
Colletotrichum abscissum is the source of this 1173-nucleotide messenger RNA. RefSeq lists its product as uncharacterized. The transcript is spliced from 2 exons. The record is from RefSeq and is a predicted model, not a curated record. The coding region runs from base 1 to 1173 and encodes 390 amino acids. NCBI's taxonomy places the organism in Eukaryota, Fungi, Ascomycota, Sordariomycetes, Glomerellales, Glomerellaceae.